This is a messenger RNA of Xiphias gladius (swordfish), 1543 nucleotides long. RefSeq names its product brix domain containing 2 (gene brix1). The transcript is spliced from 10 exons. Bases 79 to 1110 code for a protein of 343 amino acids. NCBI's taxonomy places the organism in Eukaryota, Metazoa, Chordata, Actinopteri, Istiophoriformes, Xiphiidae. Gene Ontology annotation, molecular function: rRNA binding. Gene Ontology annotation, cellular component: nucleolus. Gene Ontology annotation, biological process: ribosomal large subunit assembly; rRNA processing. The record is from RefSeq and is a predicted model, not a curated record.
CCUGCUCCGUCCACGCGUGUGUGUUGUUUGAGCCGGGCCUCUGGCAACGCGAGAUUUGUGUCGGAGCAGAAACCAGACAUGUCGGCGUUCAAGAGAAAACGUGGAGGAAAAGGUCCCGUCGAUAAAAAGGCAAAGAAGGUAAAAUUUGUAGCAGACGGAGGCGAAGCACCGAGUGAGGCCGAACAGGAGAAGAAAAAUGAAGUCACGGUUCCAGCACCGGUCUCGUUGGGCAAAUGGACCAACAAGGAAAGAGUUCUCAUUUUCUCCUCCAGAGGCAUCAACUUCAGAACAAGACACUUGAUGCAAGACCUGAGGACCAUGAUGCCUCACUCAAAAGCAGAUACGAAAAUGGACAGAAAGGACAAGUUGUUUGUAGUCAAUGAGGUGUGUGAAAUCAAAAACUGCAACAAAUGCCUCUUUUUUGAGGCCAAGAAGAAGCAGGACCUCUAUAUGUGGAUUUCAAACAGCCCUCACGGACCCUCUGCAAAGUUUCUGGUUCAAAAUAUUCAUACACUGGCUGAACUCAAAAUGACAGGAAACUGCCUCAAAGGAUCCAGACCACUGCUGUCGUUUGAUCCGAAAUUUGACAAGGAGCCCCAGUACGCUUUACUGAAGGAGCUCUUCAUCCAGACAUUUUCCACUCCACGCUACCACCCUAAGAGUCAGCCUUUUGUGGACCACGUCUUCACAUUCACCAUUGGAGACAACAGGAUAUGGUUUAGAAACUACCAGAUCAUCGAAGAGGAUGCCUCUCUAGUGGAGAUCGGGCCUCGCUUUGUUCUCAACCUCAUCAAGAUCUUUCAGGGGAGCUUUGGAGGGCCUACGCUCUAUGAAAACCCAGAUUUCCAGUCUCCUAACAUGCACCGGCGAGAGAUCCGACUUGCAGCGGCAGCCAGAGUGCGCGAGAAGCAGAUGGUGAAGGAGAUACAGAAAAUGAAGAGGACUGAAGCGAAGCAGGAUUUGACCAAAGACGUAACAGCUGACGUCUUCCUUACACCAGCUGAGGAGAAGCCUGUUCACAUCGAAACAGAAGCACCUGAGCCAAAAGUGGCAAAGAAAAACCACCACAAAGCUUUCAAAAGGCAAAGGAUGCAGAUGGCACACAGGUAGCUGGGUGGACUGGAGGAAGCUGAGUGAAUGAUUUCCUUCUGCCAUGAUUCAAUACUGUCUCAAGAAAAUAUGGUAAUGGAACGGUGCAGUCAGGUCUGAAAUCCAAUGUGAGCUUUUUGCCAGGUUAUGAUAGAACUUCAUCAUUGAAGUAUCACAUAUUUGACAGUUCUAGUGAAAACCUUUAAUUAUGCACGUUGUGUUCAGUAUUUGUUGCUAUAGUUUGUGGAUUCAUACAAUAUAUUUUUCUCCCCUCAUCACAAGGAUUGUGCAGAUUAUAGCUGGUCACAAAAGUCUCAGCUUUUGCAAGACUGCAAGAAACAUUUGCCAUGCCUUUUUGAUAAAAGUGAAUUUUCCAUCAGUGUAAAAAAAAUUGUUUAUUAAGGUUGACUACAGUUGUUUUCUAUGUCAUGGAAAUAAAACAAUUCAAACUUAC